Messenger RNA from Phycomyces blakesleeanus NRRL 1555(-), 897 nucleotides. Its product is annotated as cyclin. The transcript has 3 exons. NCBI's taxonomy places the organism in Eukaryota, Fungi, Mucoromycota, Mucoromycetes, Mucorales, Phycomycetaceae. Gene Ontology annotation, molecular function: cyclin-dependent protein serine/threonine kinase regulator activity; protein kinase binding. Bases 1 to 897 code for a protein of 298 amino acids. Gene Ontology annotation, biological process: regulation of cyclin-dependent protein serine/threonine kinase activity. The record is from RefSeq and is a predicted model, not a curated record. Gene Ontology annotation, cellular component: nucleus; cyclin-dependent protein kinase holoenzyme complex.
AUGCCACACUACCAUCUCGAUAUUGCCGAGUUUCCUGUUCCUCUGCUACUCAAGAUCGUAGCCAAUUUGAUAAACUCGAUUAUCAGCACAAACGAUCGCAUUCUCACAUCAGAAAAUAUCACACACUUCCAUUCUCGGGCUGUACCAAACAUUGCUGUCCAAGCAUAUAUGUCUAGAAUACUCAAAUUUGCUCCAUUUCCAAACGAAGUUCUGCUUUCUAUACUUGUUUAUUUUGAUCGAAUCGCAAAAUUAAAGAAAAACAGGAUUGCCAUCAGUUCACUCAAUAUCCACAGGCUACUUAUUUCGAGUAUCGUCGUUGCAUCUAAACUUACGUCAGAUGUUUUCUAUUCCAAUACUCGGUACGCAAAGGUCGGAGGGUUGUCUCUAUUAGAGCUCAAUCAACUAGAGCUGGAGUUUUUGUUUCUGUGUAAUUUCGAUCUUCAUGUUCGACUUCAGGACAUGCAAGUUUAUGGAGACCAGCUUUUAACGCACGCAAUGUCACAGCAACAGACCUUGGUAGAACUUACGAAUCUUAAUAUCUUUCCUCCACCGUUACGUAUUCUCACGGUGUGUGACACGGGAGCAGAAGAAGAGGCAGAAGAAGAAGACGAUGAAGAAAGAGAAGAAGACCAGGUCCUAAAAUCUCCCAGUGAAAUCUCCCCAGACAAUGAUGCAGACCAGGUCCUACCCAUCACACCUCCAUAUCCUGUGGCUGUUGACUCUUCAAAAUCAACAGAAAAAGACUCACUGUCUAGAAGGUCGGCAAGCCCAAACUCGCCAACGUCAAGGCAGCGGUCAAUAAAACCAGAAAAGACUUCACAUUUGCGCUACUCGCCAUACUCGCUGUCAGUCUCAUCAAAAGCCAAGAGAUUGGCAUCGUCACCAUACAAAGGGUGA